Messenger RNA from Agelaius phoeniceus (red-winged blackbird), 2701 nucleotides. RefSeq names its product serine/threonine kinase 32B (gene STK32B). Lineage: Eukaryota; Metazoa; Chordata; Aves; Passeriformes; Icteridae. Gene Ontology annotation, molecular function: G protein-coupled receptor kinase activity; G protein-coupled receptor binding; ATP binding. Gene Ontology annotation, biological process: G protein-coupled receptor signaling pathway; regulation of signal transduction; protein phosphorylation. The record is from RefSeq and is a predicted model, not a curated record.
CGGCGGGGGAUGCGGAGCCGGCCGCGGAAUAACAUGGGGGGCGGCCACUCCCACAGGGCGCCCGUCUUCGACGAGAAUGAGGACGUUAACUUUGACCACUUUCAAAUAUUGCGGGCUAUUGGGAAAGGGAGUUUUGGAAAGGUGUGCAUUGUACAGAAGAGAGACACCAAGAAAAUGUAUGCCAUGAAGUAUAUGAAUAAACAGAAAUGCAUUGAGAGAGAUGAAGUCCGCAAUGUUUUCCGGGAGCUGCAGAUAAUGCAAGGCCUGGAACAUCCCUUCCUGGUCAAUCUGUGGUAUUCCUUUCAAGAUGAAGAGGACAUGUUCAUGGUGGUGGAUCUCUUACUUGGAGGGGACCUGCGUUACCAUUUGCAGCAGAACGUGCACUUCAAUGAAGGAACUGUUAAACUCUACAUUUGUGAGCUGGCCCUUUCCUUGGAUUAUUUGCAGAGAUACCACAUCAUUCACAGGGACAUCAAACCUGACAACAUACUACUGGAUGAACAUGGACACGUUCAUAUCACUGACUUUAAUGUAGCAACCAUAGUGAAAGGCUCAGAAAAAGCUUCUUCUAUGGCUGGCACAAAACCCUACAUGGCUCCAGAAGUGUUCCAGGCUUUUAUGGAUGGAGGUCCAGGAUACUCGUACCCGGUAGACUGGUGGUCGCUAGGAAUUACAGCAUAUGAAUUACUGAGGGGCUGGAGGCCCUAUGAAAUCCAUUCAGCCACCCCCAUUGAUGAGAUACUCAACAUGUUCAAGAUCGAAAGGGUUCACUACUCAUCCGCAUGGUGCAAGGGCAUGAUAGCACUACUGAAAAAGCUCCUCAUUAAGGACCCAGAGUGUCGCCUUUCAAGCCUUGCAGACAUCCAGAACUCUCCAUACCUGGCUGAUGUCAACUGGGAUGCUGUUCUAGAGAAAGCUGUGACCCCAGGCUUUGUUCCUAACAAAGGAAGACUGAACUGUGAUCCCACAUUUGAACUUGAAGAAAUGAUUUUGGAGUCCAAGCCUCUCCAUAAAAAGAAAAAGCGACUUGCCAAAAACAAAUCCAAAGAUGGAGCUAAGGAAACCUGCCCACUGAACGUACACCUGCAGCAGUGCUUGGAAACCGUUAGGAAAGAAUUCAUCAUAUUCAACAGAGAGAAGUUGAGAAGACAGCAGGAUCAAAGUGGACAGACUUCCAGCAUUGACAGCAGAGCAUCUCUCCAGAGCCACGAGAAGCUCCAAGACGGGAGGAACAACAAUUUGCUGGGACAGGGCUGCACCAGGGGCUGCAGCAGUUAGUGAGCCCAGCCUGCUCCCACACAGGCAGGGAGGGGGGAUCCUCUCUGCACCCCUUUCCCUGCUCCCCUGCAUCCAGCCUGGCCCAUCCAAAACAGGAUCCCUGGCCGAGGACAAACCCGCACAGCACACAGGCUGAGAUUCUCCACGUCCAACUCUGCUCUCCUCCUGACUCUGCCCCUGGAAAAAUGACCAUCAGCAGCAAAAUACAGUUUUUUAAGUAAGUGUGACUUUUGUUUUCAAAAUCCUGGAAGAAAACUUGAAACAAUUCAUUAGGCAGCCUCUCAAAGAUUGCCACAUUCCUGGAUAUUUGCAAGAGACAACUGGGGCCAGCUUAUCUUGAAGGCUUUAAUAUUACCCCCAAUCUCUCUGUUAAUUAAAACAGUCCAGUUUGAAAUUUUGUGAAACUGCUGGACACAGCUGUCUCUAAGCAUCUGCUGUUGAGUUUAUAACAGAUGUACAUGAUGUAAAUACAUUAAUGUAGUGUCAAAUAGGCCAAACACUGAAUAAUUUCAUUUAAAUACCUGAAACUCAUUGAAAAAGUUGCAGUGUAAGUGUAUUCACCUUGUUCUUUAACAUCCUGUGUUCUGCUCUGUAGUAAAAGGUGUGACCCUGGCCAAGUCAAAGUUUUGCUAGUGACUUUAAUGGAUGCAGGAUCAGAAACACCUUUUUAUUUGUAGCAAGAGGCUGACUGAGCCAGAGCUGAAAAGCAGCUUAGUAAGGAGAGCUAAAAACAUUAAGAAUUUGCUCAGAUCCAUAGCUAGGUGUUAUAAAAUGUUAAAAAGUUACAUGUGUCUCUGUUUUCAUGGAUCUAUUCUGGAUGAAACUAUCUUGAAUAGAAAGAAAUGUACUUUAGUCAAAAUAUUGCUGACAUGAAGUCCUUUCAUUUUAAACAGCAGCCAAAAUUCCAAACAUUUAUGAUAUUUUACAACUUGUACAUCCACAUUUUUAUAAUAAAUGCAUGUUUAUUCUGUCCCAUUGUGCUUUUGUUUUGAAGGGUUACCACCUGUAAGCAAAUUUCAUUUCAACUUUUUAAAACAAUUAGGUUAGGGUUUUGGAAGUGAGAAACAUUUUAUUUGAAAUAAUCUAUUUUUACAGCAUCAUUUCCAUUCUUUCAAAAAAAAUGUAUUUGUAAUUGAAUCUAUUGUAAAUUUUGUUUCAUGUUAUAUGUAAUUUUGGUCACAACUUUUUCACAAAUACAGAUUUUUAUCACUCCAUGAAAUGUUACAGUGUUCCACAUCAUCAACAACAAACAGUUUACAAAUGUACAAAGGUAAAGAUUUUAUGUCUGUCACAAGCAUGGUGUUGGUCUUCUUUCUUAAUUUGGUCAUAGACUGAAAUAAUCAUACAAUCAAACAAAGGAGCAAAAUUUUUCUGGUCAUAAGAUGAUAAAUUUCAUCACCCAGAAUAAACUAUUUCCCAUCCA